AAACUGAAAAGGAAAGAGACAGAGACAGAUAGACAUUACAUUACAGCGUAUAAAAGCAAGGCCACAGAACAAGGGGAACCCUGUUUUUGCCUCUCGUGCCAACAAAUUUACCAUUGUUGAACUUGGGUUUUCUUCCUUCUCUCUUCUCGAAGGUUUUUUUUUUCUUCUUUCCUUCAAGUUUAGGUUUCACAGAGAAAUUUGGCUCCUUUCUGGUUUUUUUUUUUAUUACCUUGAGAUGGCCAGAAAUGGAGCCGUUACAUGGCGGAGGAGGACGGAGAAGAUUGACGGCUUCGAUCUUUCACCGUCUGAUUCUGAGGAAGUUCACGUUCUUGCCGUCGAUGAUAGCCACGUUGAUCGGAAAGUCAUUGAAAGGUUGCUCAGAAUUUCCUCUUGCAAAGUGACGGCAGUGGAUAGUGGAAGGAGAGCUUUGCAAUUUCUGGGAUUGGAUGAGGAGGAAAACAGUAAUGGUUUUGAUGGUCUGAAGGUUGAUCUGAUUAUCACUGACUAUUGCAUGCCUGGAAUGACUGGCUACGAAUUGCUCAAAAAAAUUAAGGAAUCUUCUGCUUUUAGAGAAAUCCCGGUAGUAAUCAUGUCAUCUGAGAACGUUUUAGCUCGAAUUGACAGAUGUUUAGAGGAAGGAGCAGAGGAUUUCAUAGUGAAGCCGGUGAAAUUAUCAGAUGUUAAACGUAUAAAAGAUUACAUGACGAGAGAGUUCAGAGUGGGUGAAGGAGAAAGAGGAGGUGGAAUCCACAAGAGAAAGCUGAGAGACAGCUGUGAUCUCUCCUCAUCACCACCGUCCACUUUAUCAUCAUCACCGGCAUCACCAGCAUCAUCUCCAUCAUCACAAUCUCCAUCCCCAUCGCCGUCAAUUCUAUCAGCAUCAGCACCAUGUUCUCCCUCAUCACUAGAUUCUCCCACCAGACGUCUCAAAAUGACAAGCUCUGAAUAGAAAUUACGUUAUUUUUAUCAGGAGCCCACGCCAAACCCUCCUCCGACCUGCAAUUCUCCGUUUAUAUUUUAACGGUUUUUGUUGCACUGUGCAAUCAAUCAAAGUCCUUCCCCUCCAUUUUGCCCUCUUGCUUUUUUUUUUAUUGGUUCUAUUUUUUGUUAAUCUAUAACGUGACAAAAUCGAGUUACGAAUCCUAAUUCUGAUUAACUUAA
This is a messenger RNA of Theobroma cacao (cacao), 1161 nucleotides long. RefSeq names its product response regulator 4 (gene ARR4). The record is from RefSeq and is a predicted model, not a curated record. Gene Ontology annotation, biological process: phosphorelay signal transduction system; cytokinin-activated signaling pathway. Lineage: Eukaryota; Viridiplantae; Streptophyta; Magnoliopsida; Malvales; Malvaceae.